GGGAACGAGAGGUGGCCGAGGCUGGAACCUAGAAAAAGAGUCGGGAAGCCGGGCACUGGAGGUAGGAGCCGCUGGGCACGAGUGAGACAGCAGCAUGAUCCCUGAAGAGUCUGUAGAAGAAUUUUUCAGUGCUAGCACUGGACAAGCUCACAGCAAAAGCCUGUCUGAGGAUUUCAUGUUGCUUUAAAUAAAAACCUUCAUUGCUACAUGUUGUAAGGCGAGAGAUUUCCUUUCUGAGAAAGAGGGUGGCUCUUCUCACAGUGCACUGAUAUCCGCACUGAUAUCCAGGCUAUCUUGCAAGAAGACUGAAAGGGGAGUUCAAGAGGGUGAGAAGGCCAAUGGCAAGACAUUAACCAAGUCCGCAUAAUUGUUUGGAACCCAAUGAAAGCAAGGCUUCCCUGACAGCCUAGAUCUUUCCAUUCUGGAGAAGAGAGAUAAUUUGGGAGUUUUUAUUUUUCAAUCCUCUAAGCCUUUAAGCUUUCUGGAUAGCAGGAACUGGCUGGGAAGCCAAACCCAGACCUUAUUCUACUCUUCUUUUUGUUCGUUUGUUUUAAAGCUGGAAUCCAAAUAAAUUUCAAACUUGUUUUUAAAGAUUCUAAUUUCCAAAGUGCCUUUCAGAAGAAUCUCUCUUCUCCAUCUACUCUAAAGAGUAGUUGAGGUAUUCCUGGCAGUUGCAGUAAGAACUGGGCCUGAAAUCAGGAGGACAUAAAUUUGAGAAGAUGCUCCAGAAAGUUACAAACCAAAGAAGCUCAUGAUUGGGACACUUUAUAUUGCAUAUUGAAUGUGCCCCAACGAUUCUUGCCUGCAGGGAGAACUCUAGGGAAGAUUAACUGUAGUGAAUUCGACCUCACUGGAAACUCCUGUGGUUUCUCUGCUGGCUCUGUGGCUGGCAUCUCCAGUUCUGAAUUGUGCUUGAUGGGGGGUUUUGCUAGGGGAGCAGACCUUGCAGCUAAGGACAGUAUUGUGGAACUAGGGGGCUUAGCGUCUAUAUGCCAACGGGCAUAUUGGCUUAACCCCCAAGCAAAAGUUUUUUUCUCUAAGCCUUGCCUUCUGUAGUAUAUCAAGAGUUGAAGGCUGGAGAAGGACUGCAUAAUCUUGCAACAUGACAUCCAAGUUGGAACAAAAGGAGGCUCAUCACACCAAUGGAGUGGUGCUACCCAUUGUUGCUGGGCCUAUAGACUGUCUCUCCAGCCCUGACCGAAAGCAUCUCGUCGAAUCUUCUGAGUUUUUAGGACCUGAAGAAGGAGGAGUGGAGGUGGUGGUGAUCGAAUCCCGAGCUAAUGCCAAAGGGGUCCGGGAGGAGGAUGCCCUGCUGGAAAAUGGCAGUCAAACUACUGAGAGCGACGAUACCAGCACGGACCGGGGCCCAGAACCAACCUCUCCUCUCAAAGAGACCUCUUUUUCCAUUGGGCUACAAGUCCUCUUUCCUUUCCUGCUGGCAGGGUUUGGGACAGUAGCUGCCGGGAUGGUGCUAGAUAUUGUGCAGCACUGGGAUGUCUUCAAGUAUGUGACCGAAGUAUUCAUCUUGGUUCCAGCACUCCUGGGACUGAAGGGGAACUUGGAGAUGACACUAGCAUCUCGACUCUCUACAGCUGCUAACAUUGGACAAAUGGAUACUCCCAAAGAGCUCUGGAAGAUGAUAAUGGGAAACAUGGCUCUGAUACAGGUUCAAGCAACAGUGGUUGGUUUUCUGGCCUCGAUUGCUGCAGUGAUAUUUGGCUGGAUUCCAGAUGGACACUUCAGCAUUGGCCAUGCCAUUCUUCUUUGCGCCAGUAGUGUGGCCACAGCCUUCAUAGCCUCCCUCGUGUUGGGCAUGAUCAUGAUUGGCGUAAUCAUUGGCUCCAGGAAGAUGGGCAUCAACCCUGACAACGUGGCUACACCUAUCGCUGCCAGUCUCGGUGACCUCAUCACCCUUGCUCUUCUCUCAGGCAUCAGCUGGGGUCUCUACAUAGAACUGGAGGACAAAGCCUAUGUGAAUCCCCUGGUCUGUGCAUUCUUUGUUGCACUGCUGCCACUUUGGAUCAUUGUUGCCAAGAGGAAUCCAGCAACCCGGGAGGUGUUGUACUCUGGCUGGGAGCCGGUCAUCAUCGCCAUGGCUAUUAGCAGCGUUGGAGGGUUAAUACUGGAUAAAACUGUGUCGGAUCCAAAUUUUGCAGGGAUGGCAGUCUUUACUCCGGUUAUAAAUGGUGUCGGUGGCAACCUGGUGGCCGUCCAGGCUAGCCGCAUCUCUACUUACCUCCACAUGAGUGGGAUGCCUGGAGAGAGCUCGGAGAGAACCCCCCGCAAGUGCCCAAGCCCUUGCAGCACUUUCUUCAGUUCAGAUGUGAAUUCCCGGUCUGCUCGGGUGCUCUUCCUACUGGUGGUUCCCGGCCACUUGGUUUUCCUUUAUACCAUCAGCUCCAUGCAAGGUGGCCACACAACGCUCACCUUGAUCUUUAUAGUUUUCUACAUGACUGCAGCACUUCUCCAGGUUCUCAUUCUUCUUUACAUUGCUGACUGGAUGGUCCACUGGAUGUGGGGCAGAGGCCUGGACCCUGACAACUUUUCAAUACCUUAUUUGACAGCGCUGGGGGACUUGCUUGGGACAGGUCUCCUGGCACUCAGCUUCCAUAUCCUCUGGCUCAUUGGGGACCGGGACACAGAUGUGGGGGACUAAAACCAGCCCUUCUCCAGCUUCUCCACACCCCAGCUCAUCUCCUUCAGUGACAUUCCCCCCCCCCUUCCUGCCUCCCCUCCACAAUGCCUUGCUGCCACCCUCUGUCUCUCUUUGGGACUUUAACUUUGAUAUUGGAUUCUCAUUAUUUUCAAUGGGAAUUUUAUGUGGUUUAUAUUUCAAGCCAAGUUUGUACAGGAGAAAAAUAGUUUUAGGAAGGACAAAAGAAGAAGAAGAAAAUGUGUAAUGACAAUCACCAAGUGCAAUUUCAUAAUGGUUAAUAUCUGAAUUAUAGGAUAUAAUAGAAAACGAUUGAUCAACAAA
Elgaria multicarinata webbii is the source of this 2977-nucleotide messenger RNA. It is a transcript of the gene SLC41A1, whose product is annotated as solute carrier family 41 member 1. NCBI's taxonomy places the organism in Eukaryota, Metazoa, Chordata, Lepidosauria, Squamata, Anguidae. The record is from RefSeq and is a predicted model, not a curated record. Bases 1103 to 2656 code for a protein of 517 amino acids. Gene Ontology annotation, molecular function: monoatomic cation transmembrane transporter activity. The transcript is spliced from 11 exons. Gene Ontology annotation, cellular component: plasma membrane. Gene Ontology annotation, biological process: monoatomic cation transport.